AAAGGCGGAUGGCGGAGGAAGACGUCAGCUGACCCGAAAGCAUAAGCAAGCAAUGUCUUCCCGUCCACAGGGCUUUGGACCUGUCUUCUUUGAAUGAGCCUCGCCAAGAAAAUCACUUCGGAAACCUGGCAUCCUCAAAAACAUGAUAUUGGCUGAAGUCAAUUUACAGAAACAGUUGGAUCAACGGCAUGGAGAGCGGCCCGGCGGGUCCCUCGGCCGAGAAGAAAACCACCACUGGAAAAGUUACAAGUUGAUUAUUGACCCGGCGCUGAAGAAAGGCCAGCACAAACUCUACCGCUACGAUGGGCAGCACUUCAGCAUUCCUAAUCCCAGUCUGGCUCCCGUGGAGUGCGUGGAGGACCCCAGGAUAGGACGCAUAUGGACCAAAACGAAAGAACUGGAGCUCUCCGUCCCGAAAUUUAAGAUCGAUGAGUUUUACGUGGGGCCCGUGCCUCCCAAGCAAGUCACUUUCGCCAAGCUGAAUGACAACAUCCGUGAAAACUUCCUGACCGACAUGUGCAAAAAAUACGGCGAGGUGGAAGAAGUGGAGAUUCUGUACAACCCCAAGAACAGGAAGCACCUGGGCAUCGCCAAAGUCGUCUUCGCCACCGUCAAAGGUGCCCGGGAAGCCGUUCAGCACCUGCACAACACUUCCGUCAUGGGGAAUAUCAUCCACGUGCAGCUGGAUACAAAAGGUGAGAAGCGCAUGCAUUUUUAUGAGCUCCUUGUGAACGGGCUCUACACUCCGCAGACUUUGCCAGUGGAGACUGAACAAGACGCAUCCCCCACCCUCAGCGAGACCCUGCAGCUGGCCGACACUCUGAAACGGCUCAAGGACAGCGGUCUUUCUUCGGCAGGAUCCUCCACCACCCCAAACAGCAGCACCCCGUUUUCCCACGACACGGCCUUUUCCAGUUGUCGACAGGACACCCCCAACUCCUACAGCCAGUUCACCCCCCAGUCCCAAGGAACGCCUCUGACCCCACGUGUGGGGACCCCCUUUUCCCAGGACUCCGCCUACUCUAGUCGACAGACCACGCCGGCCUACCAUUUUGGACAGGACUCCAGCUACAAACCCCGGAGGCACGAAACGAAAUUCACGGAUGCUUAUAACCGCCGUCUGGGCCACCACUACGUGCAUAACUCAGCCGGGACUUUCCGAAGCUCCGAGCAUCAGUUCGGCGCCUUCAAGUCCCAUCAGCCGGAAACGGUGCAAUAUCCCCAGGCGUCUCCCGUGAGUCACUCGGGUGCUUCGACGUACAAAUCCGCCUUCUCCCCCUACCAAGCCCCAGCCACGUACCCCCAGCCCGAAGAGCCCCAAUUUUCUCAAACGUCCCGGGAAGUGGAAUACCGGCGGCCCCCACCCCCACCCCCCGCCGAGGUGACCGUCGAAAGUAGCGCAGCUCCUCCUGCGGAAUUCGUCCCUGCGAAGGACAAACCGGAGGAGCCCCCUCCUCUUCCUCCUCCGCCGCCCCCGGAGCCCGACAGUCUUAAUGAGCCUUCCUCUGUGGGGCCGUCUUUCGGCCAGACUCCAGAAGGGAGCGAGACGCCCGGCACCCCAACCGUAGAAUCGGAAAGUCAGCCUAACAGUUUGGACUCGAGGAUCGAAAUGCUUUUAAAAGAGCAGAGAACAAAACUCUAUUUUCUCAACGAGCACGACUCGGACAAUGAGAUACGAAUGGAAGGCAGUCCCAUUUCCUCGUCCUCUUCCCAGCUUUCCCCGAUCCCAAACUCGCAGCCCAACUAUAGAGCGCAAACCCCUUCCUCGCGCCCUUCCAGCACCGGCUUGGAAGACAUCAGCCCAACCCCGUUGCCCGAUUCGGAUGACGACGAGCCCAUCACCGUGGUAGCUUCUGCCUGCCAGAACUCGAGAGGGGCAGCUGAGGCGAGUGUCACACCUGUGGACCAGCUCAACAGGACUUCCAAAUCGGAACCCUUGGAGGCUAAAGAGACGCAGCCGGUUGGCAGCAGCCCCGUGCCGGAAGAAAUGGAAGAGUGUCAUCAGUCUUCAGGGGAAGACAUGGAGAUCUCGGAUGACGAGAUGAGCGAAUCGCCCAGCGCGGAAUGUGCCAAGAACAUUGUCGUGAACACCUCCAUUGGCAACACCGCUGUGAUGACCUCCUCCAUCCCGAUGCCUCCGCCCGGCUUUCCUCCGCUGCCGCCGCCUCCGCCUCCCCAGCCGGUCUUCCCGAUGCCGCCUCCUCUUCCUCCCCCGCCUCCGCCCACCCACCCGGCCGUCACCGUCCCCCCUCCGCCCCUGCCGACCCCUCCGGGGGUCCCUCCCCCUCACAUCUUGCCCCCUCUGCCUCCCUUCCAUCCCGGGAUGUUUCCUCUGAUGCAGAUGGACAUGAUCAGCGUCCUGGGCAACCAGUGGGGGGGCCUGUCCAUGUCUUUCCAAAUGCAAACCCAGAUGCUCAGCCGCCUGAUGCAAGGGCAGAACACCUACCAGUAUCCCCCCUUCGUGAGCAACCGGAUGCAGUUUGUGAACCUCCCUCCCUACCGGCAUUUCUCCAUGGGGGCAGCUAUGAACCGGGGUCAGCAGUGGCCGCCUUUGCCCAGGUUUGACCCUUCCGUCCCCCCUCCGGGUUACGAGCCCAAGAAGGAAGAUCCGCACAAGGCCACGGUGGACGGCGUCCUCUUGCUGAUCGUGAAGGAACUCAAAGCAAUAAUGAAAAGGGAUUUGAACAAAAAGAUGGUUGAAGUGGUGGCGUUUCGGGCGUUCGACGAUUGGUGGGACAAGAAAGAACGUCUCGCUAAGGCAUCUUUGACCCCGGUAAAAUCUGGGGACCAUAAAGACGAGGAGAAGCCGAAACCAAAGGACCGCAUCACCUCCUGCCUUCUGGAGAACUGGAACAAAGGAGAAGGGUUGGGCUACGAAGGGAUCGGCUUGGGCAUCGGGCUGCGAGGGGCCAUCCGGCUACCGUCUUUUAAGGUGAAGAGAAAGGAACCACCUGAAGCUGCCUCAGCUGGAGACCAGAAGCGGAUUCGGCCAUCUACCUCCGUAGAUGAUGAAGAUGAAGAAUCCGAACGCGAUCGAGACCUGCCCGAUGCAGCCUUGGAGCUCUCCAGGAAAGAUCCGGAAGCUGUGGGCCUACGAAGAAGACCAGCCAGGCCACUGGAGCUGGAUAGCGAAGGAGAGGAGGAAGACUCUGGCAAGGAAGAGGAAGAAGAGGAGGAGGAAUCCUCUUCAGAAAAGGAGACAGAACGGGAGGAAGAGGAAGGAGUGAUGAAAUCCAUGUCCGAUAAGGAAGAGGAGGAAGAGGAAGAUGUCAACGAAGAAGAGGAGGAGGAGGAAGAGGAGGAGGAGGAGGAGGAGGACGAAGAGACCGAAGCACAGAUCAGUGAAAAGGAAGAGGAUCAAGAUUCUGAAGAAGCAGAAGAUCUAGGAAGCCCUGCCUCUUCCAGAGCAGAACUUGAGUCGUCCGAUGAAAGUGAGGAAUCCUCAGACUUCGGGACAAGUUCUGAUUCUGAUGAUGAAGAUGAAGAAGAGGAGGAGGAGGAAGAGGAGGAGGAGGAGGAAGAAGACGAGCAGGAGGAGGGUGAAAAUUACGAGGAGCAGAUGGAGGAUGAGGAGGGGGUCUCUUUAUCCCAUGAGAGGGAGACCUUGCCUGCUGAACUGGGCCUCGAGUCCCUCACUCCAGGGCUUGAAGAUGAGGAUGAAAAAGAGACCAUCUUAGAACUCUUCCCGGUAGAGGAGGACUACAUCCCCCUAGGCCUGGCAGAACCUUCGGCUCCAGAAGGAGAAGAGAUGAAAGAAGAUACCAGGCCAGCAGAAGAGCAGGACCAGGAGAUUCCCGAGGAGUCCUUGGCGUCCGAUGUGCUGGCCGUGAUCGAGAGAGCUCAGGAGGAGAAGCUCCGGCUAUCUCCAAUGUGUAUGACAGCGGAGGAGUCUGAACCAGACGUCGAACUGGAGCCUGAGAUGCUGGACGGUCCAAAACCAGAUGCCCAGGAGGGUGAAGGCCUCCGUCCUCCGACCCCCGUGGAACUCUUUGGAGAAGUCUUGUCUAACAAGACCUCCUUUUUCACUAAGCCCAGUGACAGCACUUUAGAAAUCCAAGCAAAAGGCAAAUCACCCUGCGUAGCUGAGGAGGAAGAGGAGGAUGAGGAAGAGGACCAGCUUCCUCGGACUCCCGGGAGGGAAGUGGUGACUCCCAUGGAGUCCACUGGGCUUCCUUUCACCGCCAUGCCGCCCUGCUCGCUUCCCCUGCCCUCUUCCGUCGCACCUCACAAAGAGGAAUACUUGCUCCUUCCGGACAAGUUCCCCGAUCACUUAGCCCCAAGCAAAACAGCACUAGAGGAGGAGCUGCCCCGGACGCCGGGACGGGAUAUUUUAGCCAAGUGUUCCCACAGCCUCUCCAAGUCCCACAGCACGGACACCAUCCCCGCCACGCCGGGGAGCGAAGCGCCUCUCACCGGAAGCAGCCUGACUCUGAGUUCUCCUCCGGUGUCAGGCAGCCCUUUCUCGUACCCGUCCCAAUCCCCCGGCAUCAACAGCGGGGGCAUUCCCCGGACCCCUGGGCGGGAUUUCACCUUCACACCCACAUUCCCCGAGCCUGGUGCUACUGCCCUCCCUUGCCUUCUGUCGAGCAAGAAGCCGUCGGAGGAGGAGCCCGAUGAGAAAGUCUUCAAAGAACCUCUCGGGGCUUCCUUGUUGGCUGGCGUGAACAGCGUGCCCUCCCCCAUCCCCUUUGCCAGCCCCCCUGUGCCGGCUUUUCACACCCACUUGGACUUAGCGCCCGGCCAGCCUCUCACGGUUCGUCCUUGCCUGUUCACGGACUCCAAGAUGGCGCUAGAGGAGUGCGGUCCAGACGCAAGGUCCAUCUUACCCUUCCCGGACAUCCCCAUGGCUUCGCCCCCUCUCCCUCCGCCCAGCCCCUCUUCCAUCCUCCCCAUCAAAAGGAAACCGGGCCGGCCGAAACGAGCUUCUCCUUUAGGACCCAUGUUGGAGGCCUAUUCGGACAAGCCCGUAGAAGCUCCACCUCUCCUUCCCAUUCCGGUGGCCUUGACAGAAAGUCCUGUGAACAAAGAGCUAUUUGGUAGCCAUCCCGAGGGUUUCUAUGCCCUCAAAGAUCCGGAAGCGGUCACCUUGGACUUCCGGAACGACGGUUUCCACGAGAGGUUGCCUCCCGACGUCCUGAUGGAGAAACUCCCCUUCAAGGAGCUGGAGAACCAGUGGAACGAGGACUUCAAAGAAGAAGAAGGCUACCUGAAAGCCAAAAGGCAACAGUGGAGGCGGCAGAAGAAGAGGCCCGACGAUGUCCCGCAGAUCCCUUCUCCCGACUACUCCCCCCCUCGGUUCCAAUUCCGGCCCCGCUCCGAGUUCGAGGAGAUGACCAUUCUGUAUGACAUCUGGAACGGAGGGAUCGACGAAGAGGACAUCCAGUUCCUCUGCGUCACCUACGAUCACCUGUUACAGCAAGACAAUGGCAUGGACUGGUUGAACGACACCCUGUGGGUGUACCAUCCUCCAACCAGCUUUUUCACCCCAAAGAAGAAGAAACGGGACGAUGGGAUGCGGGAACACGUCACCGGCUGCGCCCGAAGUGAAGGCUAUUACAAAAUCGACAAGAAGGACAAGCUGAAAUACCUCAAUAACAGCCGAGCGUUUGCAGAAGACCCUCCCACCGAUACGCAGGGAAUGAGCAUCCCUGCUCAGCUCCACGUUUCCACCCGGGCGGGCUCCGAGCGGAGGUCAGAACAGCGCAGGCUCCUCUCAUCCUUCACGGGCAGCUGCGACAGCGACUUGCUCAAAUUCAACCAGCUCAAGUUCCGGAAGAAGAAGCUAAAAUUCUGCAAGAGUCACAUUCACGACUGGGGGCUCUUUGCCAUGGAGCCCAUUGCUGCCGACGAGAUGGUGAUCGAGUACGUGGGCCAAAAUAUCCGACAGGUCAUUGCUGACAUGCGAGAGAAGCGGUAUGAAGACGAAGGCAUUGGGAGCAGCUACAUGUUCCGAGUGGACCAUGACACAAUCAUCGACGCAACCAAGUGCGGAAACUUCGCCCGCUUCAUCAACCACAGUUGCAACCCCAACUGCUACGCGAAGGUCAUCACGGUGGAGUCACAGAAGAAGAUCGUCAUCUACUCCAAGCAGCACAUCAGCGUGAACGAGGAAAUCACCUACGACUACAAGUUCCCCAUCGAGGAUGUCAAGAUCCCCUGCUUGUGUGGCUCCGAGAACUGUCGAGGGACCCUGAAUUAAGGGGGGGGAAAAAACACCCCGGUUGUGGGCCACGCAUCGGCGGCCUCCAGACUGCGGAACCCGAGGGCGUUUGGUUGCACUUUUGCCAAAAAAAGGAGGAAAAAAAAUGAAACCAAGUAGGGAAAAAAAAAGAAAAAUGGGAGAGUGGGGGGGAAAAAACCCCAACCCGCUAGGCACGUCCUCUCCUUCCCGAAGAAGACGCGCAAGUUUUAGACCCGCAAACUGGGACUUUUAUUGCUGCAGGUGCUUUUCAUCCAAUUUUCAUCCCAAUUCCUCGUCUUCUCCUGAGUUGUUCCAACAUCAAAACACUAUUUUUUUUAAAAAAAACAAAAAACAAAACCUCCCUGCCCACCUGCUCCGCAUCAGCCUAGCUCCAGUUGGGGUACAGCAAGGUAUUUUGUCUUUUCGUUAAAAACAUGACUUUCUUCGUAAGAUGCUGCUACUUUUCCUCGUUCAUUUACAGGUUUAGGAGGUGGAGGCUCCUUGGAGAGAGGCAGGGAGGGGGGCCAAGCGAGGAUUUUUCGAAGGUUGAAAAUGCAUCCAGCGGAGGCGGAGAGCGGGAUUCAAAACCCCAAUGCCACGUGGGGUUGUGGGUAGCCGGAGCUCUUAAGGAAUGUCCGGGUGAACGGGGGCCAUGGGGUAUGUAUGUGUGGGUGGGUCUCAUCCAAUCAGAGCCCUGAAAUCCUUGCUUGCUUGUGAGCGUUUCCAGGUAUAGGAUCAAGAGCAUCCUAGCCUCUGUUUUGAAAAGCUGAGAUUUUAUAUCUUUUCGUCCGUCACCAGCCUAGCCGUGCCUGAUGGUUUUGAAAGCAGAAAAGGUCCCUCCCUCUUUUGGAAGGGUCCACCAGGCCCUGCUGCCUGCCGGGAUACCCCUCGUUCCCUCUCAGCUGUCCCUUCCCAAGGAAUAGAGGAGACAAGGUAGACUCGACUCCUAGAGUGGCUCAGAACCCCAAAGCAAAAACUGCCGUUUCCUCCCUUGGGUGUCCCUCUUAAGCAAGUUAGUCUCGGUAGCCUAGAAGGACCGAGGUCUUGCUUGGCGGCUAAGCUGGCCUGGUAGAGGUCAGUUGGGCAGCUGCGAGGUGGCGCACUGGCUCUGUCCUCGUUGUACCACCACUUACCACUCCGGCAGGGCUGUGACAGCAAAGGCUCUUCAAACCGAUCUUCGACCACCUACCACCAACGGUCUCCAAGGCGGUCCUUGUAUAGAAAGCCAUCAGAGAAAUGGACGCCACUCUAGGACAGUAGCCGGGUUAGGUGCUGAAGGGUUGCUUUUCAAAUCAGGCCUGGGGGUUCUUAAAAAUCAAACUUGGGGCGCAAAUCUCAGGUUCUUAGCCCACCUGUGGCACCUCUUAGCCUUUGGUUGCACUUUCUGGCCCUGCUGAAAACCCUAGAACAGAAGUCUUCAAACUUGGGAGUUGAAGUCCGCAAGUCUUAAAGCUGCCAAGUUUGAAGACCUCUGACCUAGAAGAUUAAAAGCAGGGGCCAGCAGAGGUUGCCUAAAAAUUAUUUUAGAUUCCCCCCCCCACCUUUAACCCUUUUCCUUCCCCCCCACAAACCUGUGGCUUAGCCUCCAUUGGCUUCUGUGUUCUGUUCUCUUGAAGAUGGUAGGACAUGGCUGGCCCAUUCUUCGGGACGCUCCUUAAUCGAGCGGUGUGGCAGCUGGCUUCCGUGGCCUGUGGCCUAAAGAGGUGGACGCCACGUGUUUCUCUCAGCUCAGUGGACAGGAAGAGGCAGGAGGGAAUUCUGCCCAGCUCCUUAACCUGUAGAGGUGGUCCUCCUUGACCUCCACGGUGGAGAAGUUGGAUUUGAUCAAGGAGGAAGGAGGGCAGGUCCUGCUCUGUUUCUCUUCCCUGCCAUUUCUCCUUGGGCUUCUCAGUCAUUUGAUGCCAUCAUUCAGACCAGGUAGCAGCUGUCCGUCAUUUGUUCCCUUUCAUGCUGUGAAUGUAAACCCACUAGGGAAUUCUCCACACAGGCAGAGCCCUGAAAUGUAUGUAGCAGCUUGUGCAGGAAAAACUUCCUUGUGACCUCUCUCUUUCUCUCUCGCGCGCGUGUCUAAGGACUUUCUCUCUUCCUUCAUCCCUCCCCCCAUUUUUUUUCUUUUCUUCCUAAGCGCAAAAUGAAAUAUAGGAGGAAAAAACGUAUCCUAGGUCUGUUUGCUGUCACUUAGAUUCCGCUGGUUAGCCUUAGCCACGAUUGGGUGCAGGAGGGAGAGAGAGGAAAGAGCCGAAGGCUUGCCCAAAGCGUUGAGAUACGUGGGAACGGAUCCCUUCCUAGAGCUGCAAGGUUCUUCGCGGGUUUCCCUCCUCUCAUCGUGGUUAAGUUUUCUUCUCCCGAGUAGAGUUUGAUCCCAGCAAAUCCUCUUCCAUCCUAAAUAAAGGAAGCGGAGCGAGAUGUGUGUGUUACUGACAGCUCAAAGGGGGCCCAGCUGUGAUCAUAGACAGGUCCUCCAGCUCUCCUUCCUGAGCCCCUCUACUGGAUCUCCCAGGAAGAACGCCACCGCUUGGAGAACGUGGCCACCUCUCCUCUCCUCUCUCCUCACGUGGCGUGAGAAGAUCAACCCCAUCUAACCCCUCUGUGAUUCGAGUCCCAGACCACCUAGCUAAGCUAGCUUUCAGGCAUUCAACCCAACACUCGGGCUUCCAAGCUUGAAGUUCCUUCUUGGGGAAUCCAGGAGAGAGCCAGCUAACCCUGUAAAGCUGUUUAUCUCGUCCAAACAGCUUCUUUCUACUAUAGGGGAGAUUGGGGGAGUGUCACAUUUUAAAACUCUGAAAUAUUAUGAUUUCAGUUUUGUUUUGUUUUUUGUUGGACCUAUUUUCAGGGAUCAUUUCAAUGCAUUUCUGUAUAAAGUCUUUUUUCUUCUUCUUUUUUUUAAAGAAAACCCAUGGAGGUGUGUGUGUGGUUGGGGUUAAAAUGAAAUUUUGAAGUUUGAAACAGAC
Molecule: messenger RNA, 9132 nt
Organism: Ahaetulla prasina
Lineage: Eukaryota; Metazoa; Chordata; Lepidosauria; Squamata; Colubridae
Gene: SETD1B
Product: SET domain containing 1B, histone lysine methyltransferase
Exons: 19
Coding region: 143-6199 (2018 amino acids)
Cellular component (GO): Set1C/COMPASS complex
Molecular function (GO): protein binding; histone H3K4 methyltransferase activity; RNA binding
Source: RefSeq, a predicted model, not a curated record